CCACUUAGAUGAGACUCAUAUGGGUCAGUGAAAUGUCAGUGAAUAAUGUGAACAGUGUACGAGUGGUAUAUGAGCGGUACGUACAGAAGAUGUGAAUAACAAGCGGUAGUGAUGGAUGACAAUAGAAAAAUAGGAAUCACCAUCAAAACUAGUUAAGAAAACCGAUUGUAACUGAUCGUCGCGAUAAAGUGAUGGCGAGUAACGACGAUACAAUCAGUGAUAGUAGUGAGACAGUAACCAUCGACCAGCUUUUUUAACGAAUGGCGUUGUCCAAAGUGUGUAAUCAGACAUCUAUGAUUCUCGGCGAUAAUGCUUUCGCCAUCGUUGGCAAGAAUAACGAGAUUGAACAUAGUGUCAAUAUGUUGGAUGUACCACGGAAAAUAUAUUCAAGGGACUUGCAUGGUUCAGAAUAUAAUCAUUGGAGUUACGACUUAACAGACUACAGCACAAAAAGAAAUAUGAAUACUGAAGAUGAUGAUAGUCAGGAUUUAAAUAAUUCAAUGGUUAAUGAUCUGGUGUCAAAGAUCCUUGAUGAAGAUUCCAUGACCAUUGAUACUUUUCGCAAUAGUUAUAACAGCAGAAAUUAUCAAACUGCUGAGUUUGUUAACUCUUAUCCUAAUCAAAUUGGAGAUAGUCUGAACAGUUAUUUGAGUGAUGUGGUAGAUCACUUAGAAAGUCGUUAUCCAUGCGGCAAAUUAACAAACAAUACCUAUAACAAUGUUAAGAGUGAAUACCAUCGUACAAACAAUCUUUGUAAUGAUUUUAAUAUAUUGAGUCUGAAUACACACAUGGGGCAAUCAACAGAACAAAGUAGUGCCAGCAGCAAUGAACUUCCACCAAACACAUAUUCAUCUGAUACACGGGCACAUGUUGUACAUUCGAAUGAUGGGAAUAUAUACACAAAUGGAAGCAGUAUGCCACUGUGUAACGAUCUGCUAACAACUAUCACUACAAAUGAAAUCAAUUACAGCAAACAGUCUGGUAGUUGGACAGAGCCCUUAAUGACGCCUUCAAUGGGGUGCAACAGGAGUGAGUUAAUGGGAAAUUACUCGAGAGUUCCAAGUUGUGCUAAACCGGAUCUUAAUUUCAAUGUGGCGUUAACCCUCGCCUUGGAUUCAUCGAACUCGACAGUUCCUAUUAAUGAGCUGGAGUAUCACAACAGCUUGAGACACAAUUGUACGCCAUCUAACUCAUAUGGCAAUCAAUCUAUGAUGAACAUGCAUGAUAUGUACAGUAUCAGCAGUAACACCACUCAGAGUUUUGGAUAUAGGCCGAACUCGGCGAUGACUGACCUAAACGCCGAAUCUGUUUUCCUGUCAACUUCGCCAUCACAUUUCUCACCUGCCGACACAACGACUCUACAUACUUGUUUUGGCAGCAAUAUACAACGUAACGACAUCAGCGAUUUUGCCAAGGAGGCUCACGAUACCGCUCGAUUAAAUAUGACAAGUAUCAGUAACAUACCUAAUGAACAGAUGAUUCAGUUCUUGCAGCCGCAGACUCGUAGUAGCUACAAAUUGGAUCAAGCUGUGGACCAAGAUUAUAAAACCUUAAUCGAUUACUAUUCCCCUGGUAUAACUGGUACAAAUAAUUUUAUCGCAUCCUUGACUAAUAACCUAGACACGAAUGAAAACGUCUGCCUCCCUAGUGACUGUAGGAUCGAUAAUAAUUUAUUGAAGAUAAUCAGUCCGAAAUCAAAGGCUGUUGAAGCUAAACCGUAUUCGCCGAUAGGAUUUCCAAAGAACUUAAGUUCGCGUAAUUUGUAUCAGCCUAUGGCUAAAUAUGGUUGUCACAGUUAUCAACAAUACACUGCCAGCAGUGGCGGCGAUACUCUCAAGAUAUUGCCACAAAACUCGGCGUUUUAUCACAACGACUUAAAGCAGCCUAAAUUAAAUGCAUAUAAACUGGAUGGAUAUGAUAUAACUAAAGAGAUGGCCUUUCCCUCGGCAGGUCAUCUGACUGAUUGUAUCGCAAGUUCCACAUUAGACAAGGACGCAACCUUUGGUCACAUCAUGAAGCAACAUCAUAUGUCAAAAAUACAGAGCAUUCCCGCUGGGAUCCCACCGCCGGAUAUUAUUUUCAAUUCGAGAAUGAUAUCGGGUGCAAAUACUGUAAGAUCGGGAACAUUCCCGUCAGUGAUGCCAGUCCCAGUCCCUGUUCCGCUUCAUCCCGUACCACGGCUGUUCUCCACGCUUUACGGAGGAAGUUUAAGUUUUAGAAACAGCAUUAGUGGUGCAGCCAGAAAGACCGGUCCCUCGAGUAUAUUGCAUUUCAAUCUCGAGCAAACGUACGAGCAAUUCAAGCAGCUGGAGAAAGAGCGCAAGAAGUGCGAGGCCGGAUUAGCCGCUCACUUUCCAGGGAAACGAGUAACUAGCGCAAAUAACAUACCUAUCCCACGUCCUCAAGGAAAUCCGUCUAGAGUGGAUCGCUUGGUAAUCGAUUAUUUGAGAGAGCACGCUCGUGUCAUUACAUUAAUAGCGAAGAUGGAACGCUUACGUGGGACUACGAUGAAUCAACGUGUGCACAAAGCUAUGGAACAUUGGCUGGAAGCUAUCAAAUUUGUUCAAGAUUGUCGCAAGCAAGAAAUCACAAAUGCUAUCAAACGUCAAAAAGAGAAUCCUCAUUGCAUUUUAGCGUAUGACGACAAUGAUAUUUUGACUUUGGCUGGAAGCGUGCACGCAUUGACGAAAGCAUCGCGAUACGCGCGAACCGGUAUGUAUAACGCGCUCCAAGCUACGCUACUUUAUGAUUUGGACGUGGAGAAGAAGGUCGUUGAGACUUCCAAGGAACCGGUGCUCGAGACUAGAUACAGCGAAAGUCAGCUAAAAGAUGGAAUCAACGAUUAUUCAAGCAAUACCUAGCAAAAUUGCGCCGAAUCCAUAUCGUUCAUCUUGAAACGCUAAAAAGAGGCGAAUUCAGCAGCUUUUUACUUACGUAUAGUAUUACGUUUAUGAAAAGCGUACGCUGGUGUUUACGUGAUUAUUUUAUCGUUGAAACAAAAUGCCGCCCAUUAAAUUCAAAACUUUCACUCGCGAUAUGUGAGAAGAAUCGUUAUAUGCGAGAAAAAGAAGACACGCACGUAUACAGACACACAUACACACACACACACACGACACACACAUAGAAAGAACUAAAGUGUAAAACUCGAAAACGUGGAAUGUGCGCAACUUUUUACAGAUUAUUAAUAAUUCCGUAGUUUUCUACGUAUUUUAACGCUUAUCGGCGGUGCGAUAUAGCUUUUCGGAAACACCGAUAUAGAUGCGAAAGAAUUUCGCUCAUCGCUGGAGAGACUGCCCAUUCUUUGUCAUUUAUCUCUAUUAUCUGUGUCAAGAAAAGAAAGAGGAUAUCUUUUUUUUUGACACUUGAAGAUAAACUAGGAGCGGUAUAAAUUGGGUUUAAACCGGUGAAUAAUCACUAGCUUUGAAAUCGUUGACUUAUUAACUCGCAACAAGAACGAGAUUGCUCAGAUGAUAUUACAUCCUUUUAGAAAUAUCGUUCUUCGUAUAAUUAUUCGUUUGUACAUGUAUCUUAAGUUAAACGAGAUAGGCAAAAUACUAAACCGAUGUACUCGUUCAAAAUGUCCGAUAGUAAUUCAUUAGAUUAGCUCAAUGUGGCCUUCCUUAAAUGUGUAACCCAUUGUGUGGUAGUAGAUGUCUUAAAACUUGAAUAUUUCGUAUAAGUGCCAUGCCAAUUAAAUCGCAUGCAACACGCGAGCUUUACAUUUACAUGUGUGUAUA
This is a messenger RNA of Harpegnathos saltator (Jerdon's jumping ant), 3737 nucleotides long. RefSeq names its product meiosis-specific coiled-coil domain-containing protein MEIOC-like. Lineage: Eukaryota; Metazoa; Arthropoda; Insecta; Hymenoptera; Formicidae. Gene Ontology annotation, biological process: meiotic cell cycle; mRNA stabilization; male meiosis I. The coding region runs from base 261 to 2861 and encodes 866 amino acids. Gene Ontology annotation, cellular component: nucleus; cytoplasm. The record is from RefSeq and is a predicted model, not a curated record. The transcript is spliced from 5 exons.